GGGUGAGGGAGAAUGGGGAGUCGGGGACACAGGUAGAGGGCCACGGAUCUUAGAUAUCCAAUCGGGAAUGGUCUAGACUGUGGAGUCCAGGUACCGCUAGUUUUGCAGAUGAGGGCUAGAGAGAGAAACUCACUCUGGCCAGAAGCUUUGGAUAGUCAAUUCAUUGGGCCUAGAGCUUCAGUGAGAACAAAGAAUGUCGAGCCACAAGUGACGUUCUCCCUGCCAUCAUGAGUACCAGGAUCCGCCCCACCCUUACCUUCUUGCUGCUGCUGCUGGUGCUGGCCUCAGCAACCCCGGCUGCCAGGCCCCGAUUUCGACGAGAGGAGAGCCCUGGCCUGCUGAGCAAGGUCCAGAGCCAUAUCUUUGACUACUGGGAGUCUGCCAAAGCCAAGGCCCACGAACUCUAUGAGAAAGUCCAGAUACCCAGAGUUGAUGAGAACAUCAGGCACGUCUAUGACAAGGGCUCAGAGGCCAUGACCACGUACACUGGGAUUCUGACAGAUCAGAUCUUUCACAUGCUGAAGGGGGAACAGUGAGCCAGUGAAUGCUGGCUCCCCCUUAUCUCCAACCCAGGCAGGUCCAGCCUGAGGCAUCACUCCCAGACUCCCCCCUAAUAAAACUGUAUAAAAGA
Molecule: messenger RNA, 631 nt
Organism: Phascolarctos cinereus (koala)
Lineage: Eukaryota; Metazoa; Chordata; Mammalia; Diprotodontia; Phascolarctidae
Gene: APOC2
Product: apolipoprotein C2
Biological process (GO): positive regulation of phospholipase activity; lipid transport; lipid metabolic process
Cellular component (GO): chylomicron
Molecular function (GO): phospholipase activator activity; phospholipase binding
Source: RefSeq, a predicted model, not a curated record